AUGAGCGCGACCAUUCCCAAGAAAAGACUACCCAACACUCCCGCAGCCGGCACAGCGUAUCCAUUCGCGGUGUUGCCAGCUGCACCGGUUGCAGAUGCAGAGGCACUGCUCGCCGCUGAUGAAGCAGAGGAUGCAAUGCUGCUAGCAGAGUUGGAGGCCGACGUCAAAAAGGAGGACGCUGCCGAGGUGGCACUGUUCACAAGGCUGUUUUCUGCAGAGCUCGCACUGGCCAGAAGACUGCUGAUUUCGCUUGAGAGGCUGCUCUGUGCAGAGGGGCCAGCAGUGGCUGCCACGGAUGAGAGACUGGAGACUUUGGAGGAUGCGGCCGCUGAGAUGGAAGAAGCCUCGGAUUCGACGACGGAGACGAGCGAUUGGACGUCGGUAGGGAUACUGCUGGCGAGAGAUGACGCAAGUGAUGCUGCCGAAGUGACGGCUGAGCCGGCGACCGACGUAGCACUACCCGCAGCUGAAGUCGCCUCGCUGGCGACGGAGGUGGCAAUUGAAAUGAUUGAGUUGAUGGCCGAGCUAAGGUCUGAUUGA
This is a messenger RNA of Cladophialophora psammophila CBS 110553, 540 nucleotides long. RefSeq lists its product as uncharacterized. The transcript has a single exon. The coding region runs from base 1 to 540 and encodes 179 amino acids. The record is from RefSeq and is a predicted model, not a curated record. NCBI's taxonomy places the organism in Eukaryota, Fungi, Ascomycota, Eurotiomycetes, Chaetothyriales, Herpotrichiellaceae.